This is a messenger RNA of Colletes gigas, 1662 nucleotides long. RefSeq names its product zinc finger protein ZPR1 (gene Zpr1). The coding region runs from base 285 to 1619 and encodes 444 amino acids. The record is from RefSeq and is a predicted model, not a curated record. The transcript is spliced from 4 exons. Gene Ontology annotation, molecular function: zinc ion binding. Gene Ontology annotation, cellular component: cytoplasm; nucleus. NCBI's taxonomy places the organism in Eukaryota, Metazoa, Arthropoda, Insecta, Hymenoptera, Colletidae.
UUACUAGAUACAUAACUUUCACAGUAGCCCUACGUAUCGAUCCUGUUUAUUUACCCAAGUUCUUUUUGUUGGACGAAGUAUAGUUGCACGUUUGAAACGUUAUAGAAAGAUUAAUGGAUUUGGUUACUUUUUCCACGGAUGGUUGGAAUCCGUGUCAUUGGGAAAAUACAUAAUAUUUUGGUUAUGUUUUCAAAAGAGUAGAGGGAUGGUGGUUUUUGCAUACAAACUCACAUUUAGCAGAUUUCCAGCACCAAUUGAGAGUAUAAAAUCUAUAUGACCUAAAAAUGGCAGAGAAUCAAGAACAUGUAUCGGAAGAAACGGCGAAACCAAUAUUUCGUAAUCUAACGGCAGACGAUCCCGAACCAGAGGCAACGGAAAUAGAAAGUCUUUGCGUGAAUUGUGGAAAAAAUGGUAUCACUAGGUUACUACUAACAAAGAUUCCACAUUACAAAGAUAUUGUGGUAAUGUCCUUUGAUUGUGACCAUUGUGGCUAUCAAAAUAAUGAAAUACAAAAUAGUGGAAAAAUUGCUGACAAAGGAAUUAGGAUAACAUUACAAAUUACAAUUCCCAGAGAUUUGAAUCGCCAAGUCAUUAAAUCUGAUUACACCAGAGUACAAAUACCAUCUUUGGACUUUGAAAUUCCUUCUAGAUCACAGAAAGGAGAAAUAACAACGAUUGAAGGUAUAAUAGAAAGAACUAUUAAUGAUUUGGAACAAGACCAACCGGAAAGAAGGGAAAAAUACCCAAGUUCUGCUGCUCAAAUUGAUCGGUUCCUUGAGAAAUUAAGAAACCUUAAAUCUUUGAAUGAAUCUUUCACUAUAAUAUUUGAGGACAUAUCAGGAGAAAUUCAUGUAGAAAAUCCAAAUGCUCCAUUGAAAGAUCAAGGAUGUACUGUAACAAGAUUUAAGAGAACCACUGAACAAGAUCAUAUUCUUGGAAUUUAUUCUGAAGAUUCAAAUGUUUUAUUGAAACCUAUACAAGAAGGAGAAUACCCAUUGGAGGAAAUUGAGGGUGAAGUUCUUUCUUUCCCAACAAAUUGCCCGGAAUGUAAUUGUCCAUGUGAAACUAACAUGAAAAUGACCAAUAUUCCAUACUUCAAAGAAGUAGUAAUUAUGGCAACAGUUUGCGAAAUAUGUGGUCACAAAACAAAUGAAGUUAAAAGCGGCGGAGGCAUCGAACCGGAAGGAGUAAAGAUCGAAGUUACCAUUGUUGGAAAAGAGGACUUCAGUCGCGAUUUACUGAAAUCCGAAACUUGUUAUAUGCAAGUACCUGAAUUGGAAUUAGAAAUUGGUCCUGCUACUUUGGGUGGACGAUUUACUACCAUAGAAGGCAUUUUAAUGGCGAUUAAAGAUCAAUUGUCAACGUCCACGGCCUUUACUGGCGACAGUACUUUUCCCGAAACUGUUAAGAGAAUGGAAACUUUAAUAUCCGAAUUGAGCGAGGUAUUGGAAGGUAAACGAAAAGUAACGUUGAUAUUAGAUGAUCCAGCAGGUAAUAGCUAUAUACAGAGUCUUUCUGACAAUGGACUCGACAGUGGUUUAAAGAUUACCAAAUACGAAAGAACGUUUGAACAGAAUGAAGAACUUGGAUUGAAUGAUAUGAAAGUUGAAAACUAUUAAUCAUUCGUCUAGAAAUGAACCUGUCAGUAAUGUUCAUAUAAUG